Molecule: messenger RNA, 1194 nt
Organism: Solanum tuberosum (potato)
Lineage: Eukaryota; Viridiplantae; Streptophyta; Magnoliopsida; Solanales; Solanaceae
Exons: 3
Coding region: 1-1194 (397 amino acids)
Source: RefSeq, a predicted model, not a curated record
AUGUGGGAAGUAGAAUGGAGAAAAGAAAGAGAUGAAAAGGAAAAAAGGGAACUUGCAAACAAGAGAAAGACCAAAGAAAAGGAACAAGCUAUGUACGCUUCCUGGGGAACAAGUUCAAACAACUAUGAAGAAGAUGAUGAUGACAUUGCCUUAACGGCCAUGGAAGAGUCAGAUUGUGAACCUGAUUCAGACUCUGAAGAAAAAAAGGUAAACAUAUCUGAUCUCAAAGACAAAUUAGAAUCCUUCUCUAAGAAAAAAUUAUCAUUGUUAAUGCGAACACUUAUGGACACAAUUCAAGAACAAAUUAGAAACAAGAAUCAGUUGCUUGCCUCCAUGACUAGUUUAAAGUUUGAGUAUAUCGAUCUCGAAAAACUCAACACUGAACUACAAGAGAAAACCAAGUUGUGGUUAAUGAAAAAUCAGAAACUUGAAUCCUUCGAUCUUGCAUUAAAAACUGAAAAUAUAAAAUUAAAGGUUAUUGGUAAAGAAAAAGCAUGUGAUCAACCCAAGUAUGAACAUGAGGUAGAAGUGAGAGAAAGGAAGCAACACUGGUAUAUGGAUAGCGCUUGCUCAAGACACAUGACUAGAGAUAAAACAAAGUUUCUCUCACUCGAAGAAGGAAAAGGUGGAAUGGUAGCUUUUGGUGGCGGAAAAAAAGGGCAAAUCAAAGGCGUUGGCAAGAUAGGAAGAUCUGAUGAACUAUCAAUUGACAAGGUGUACCAUGUGGAAGGAUUGAAACACAUUAUGUUAAGUAUAUCCCAACUGUGUGACAAAGGAAACAAGGAAAAUAAAGUACCAUCAAAGGUAUACAGCGAAGUUGUACAGGAACAGGUACAAGAAACAGGUCCUUUGGAUACAAUUAAUGAAGACAGUGCAGACUCACAUGAUAAUCAUAAUGGAAACACAGAAGAAACACUAGAAGAUGACCAAAGGAAACUAAAUAAUAGUCCAAAUGCAGAACAACAUGAUCUGGUACUAAAAGACUACAAAUACCAAGGAUCACAUCCCGUGGACAACAUACUCACUGACCUCUCUUCUGGAAUAACCACUAGAUCAGGACUAAAAAAUCAUUGUGCCUUCAGUGCAUUCUUCUCUAUGGUCGAACCUAAAAGAAUCAGCGAGGCCCUCCAAGAUGCAGACUGGAUCAUAGCGAUGGAGGAAGAACUGAACCAAUUCAAAAGAAGUAGAGUCUGA